CGUCAUUCAUACACCAUGGAAAACAACCGGAAGCAACAAGUAGCCAACUCGCAAAUCGCGACACAAUGCGGUGGUGAACUGCAAUUUGACGUGGACGUCAACACAGCAAUGGCGGAUGCAGUGGAGGAAGUUCUUGAAGGCAGCUGGGACCAAGAUCUGGCCGAGGCUCUGGACUCUGGGGGGUCUGACCCGGAGCUGGAAAUGGACAUGGAGGAGGAGCUUGGGCUGGGUGUAGAUGUGGAGGAAGGUGGAGGUAUUGUCAGGGUACAGGAGCUACCAGUCCAGCAGAGAGCCAAGCUGUGGAAGAUUGCUCUGAACGUGGCCGGAAAGGGAGACAGCCUGUCCUCUUGGGAUGGAGUCCUGGAUCUUCCUGAACAGAUCCUGAUACACACCCGCAGCCAGCAGCUCCUUGAUCAGCUGGGGGGUGUGGCUGAGGAGGAGGGGCGGGACAUGGUGUCUGACGUGGAAUCUGUCGUCACCUUCUACUGUAAGUCCCGAAAUAUCACCUUCACCCCUGACCUUUCCUGGCCACACCUCCUCAAACCACUGCUGGGCCUACAGCUGCCCCGCUCUGACCUGUACAACUGCUUCUACGCUGUCAUGAAUAAAUACAUCCCACGGGACUGUGUGGUGAAAGGUCGGCCGUUCCACCUGUUUCGUCUGCUGCUUCAGUACCAUGAACCAGAACUCUGCUCUUUUCUCGACACCAAGAAGAUCACCCCAGACUCCUACUCUAUCCACUGGCUUGGCAGCCUGUUCUCCAGCCACUGUCUGCCAGAGGUGACCCAGGCCAUGUGGGACUUCUACCUCCAACAAGCUGACCCCUUCCUCAUCUUCUUCCUCAUGCUCAUCAUCCUUGUCAAUGCCAAAGAGAACAUUCUCCAACAGGAAGGGGGAUGCAGAGAAGAUAUCAUCAAGUUGUUAGAGGAGUCUCCUGCCCUGCUAGAGUCUGAGGACAUUGAGGACCUGUUCUCCUUGGCCCAGUAUUAUUGGAGUAAGACUCCUCUGUCUCUCAGAAAGGAAAACCAGAACCUGUUUGGGUCCAGUCUGGUGGCUCUGAAAGAGGAGGACAUGGACCUGAGCCAGGCUCUCUGUCUCCCUGUCUCUGUCCCUGAGAUCCUACAGGCCAACCAGCUUCAGCCUGAAGGGGUACGUUUCUUUGUGGUUGACUGUCGGCCGGCCGAACAGUACAACGCUGGACACCUUUCCACAGCCUUCCACCUGGACUCAGACCUGAUGCUCCAUAACCCAUCAGAGUUCAGCCUGUCCGUGAAGAGCCUCCUGGAGGCCCAGAAGCAGUCCCUGGAGUCUGGCUCCAUCGCUAGUGGAGAACACCUCUGCUUCAUGGGCUCUGGCAGAGAAGAGGAGGACAUGUACAUGAACAUGGUUCUGGCCCACUUCCUGCAGAAAAACAAAGAGUAUGUCAGCAUAGCUAAAGGAGGUUUUAUGGCACUGCAGCAGCACCUGGCUGACAUCAACGUGGAGGGGCAGGACAACUACGUCCACUGGAUAGUGAGCACCUCUGGGUCACAUAGCAGCCUGAACUCCGCAGACGGAGAUUUGUUGAGCUCUGCAGGGGAUAAGGGGGUAAAAUCUCUGGUCAACAAGAUGACCUUUGCCCUCAAGUCUAAGUCAGUCAUAGCGAAGGAGAAGAUGAUCAGUUUCAUUGAGAACACUUCCACACCUGUGGACAGAAUCUCUAAUAGUCUGCCCUGGCCAGAGAAGGGGGUCCUUGACCGCAGACACGUGAGCAGUAGUGACCGGGUUGGGAAACCCUACAGAGGAGUGAAGCCGGUCUUCAGCAUUGGUGAUGAGGAAGAGUAUGAUACAGAUGAGAUUGACAGCUCAUCCAUGUCAGAUGAUGACAGGAAGGAGGUUGUUAACAUCCAAACAUGGAUUAACAAGCCAGAUGUAAAGCACCAUGUUCCCUGUAAUGAGGUCAAGGAGACAGGACACAUGUUCCCCAGUCACCUGCUCAUCACUGGCACUCACAUGUACUGUCUGAGAGAGAUUGCAUCCAGGAAAGGCUUGGCCUACAUUCAGUCCAGACAAGCCCUGAACAGCGUGGUCAAGAUAACGUCUAAGAAGAAACACCCAGAACUCAUCACCUUUAAGUUUGGCAACAGCAACACAGCAGGAGUGGAGAUCUCUGCUGUGGAGAGGUAUCUGAUUCCAAAUGCAGGCGACGCAACUAAGGCCAUCAAACAACAGAUCAUGAAGGUUCUGGAUGCUCUGGAGAGCUCUUAGAUAAAGAGCACCACCAGCAGGCCAGGAGGAGAACUGCAGGAUGCAAGGAGUGUCAACUAUGGCCCGGGUGCUCCCACCCCUCCCUCUACCCCUCCCUCCCUCUCUAUAUAUCUUUAUCUUUCCAUCCUUCCCUUUCUCUUUGUCCUCCUCGUUCUUCUCUUCUCUGGAUCCUGUGUUGACUCCCUGUUAACCCCUGUGUCUGUCUGUGUCGGAGUCCUCUCCUCUAGUAGCCCUGACAGACUCACUGCCUGUGGUCCGAAAUGGAAACAUGUUUUCUAUGAAGAGCUUUAUUGGGCCUAGACAAAAGUAGUACACUAUAAUGAGAAUAGCGUUGCAUUUGGGACCCGUAUGCCUGGAAAUUCCUCUCAACCCACCUGCUGGUUCUCCUCAUACUAGCCAACAUUAAGGGUUACUGCAGAACCAUUUUUCUUUGUUUUAAAAAGAUAAAUUAUUUACUCUAGUAAUUCUCCUUCUAGCCUUACAGGAGCCUGUUGAUCUUUUACCGUUAAACUACAUUAGUAAGUAUAAUGAGAGGAGAUCUGGUGGGGCUGAGGACACCGAGGCUGACAGAUUGUACGUGGUCUCGUGUCAUUUAAAGAUCCCAUCAUUGUUGAUCCAAGAGACGGCACAAGUGACGCAGCGUUGUGAAUCUACCCAACCUGACAUACUGAGAACUACUUCACAAGUAUUUGCCACCAGUAUUGUUGUUCAGAGUAAUGGCCUUAAACAUCUUAAAUGAGAGCAUUCAUUGGCCCGGGACCAGUAGCAGUGCAACCAAUGGUGUGCAUUGGCUGGGUUAAGUCAUUCAACCUAUCGUUAUUUUUGUUAUUUUUUUGGUGCACGUAAGACACACUGCAAUCGCAGUGGAAGUCCUCAGUUAUGACACUGAAGUGUACGUUCAUCUAGUCCGGCAUCACUGUUCAUUUAGUGACAUGCUUUGAUGUUAUCUGACAACUGUUUGAUGUUAUCUGACAUCUGUUUUUGAUACUUUGUCAUUGAAAAUGUUUUCUUUCUGCUCACAGCCUUAACUAGGAAUGAGGAUGUUUAUAAAUAUUUAAUGUAUAUAUUUUGCUGUAAACUGACCUGAUUCAUCUCAACAUAUAUGGCUGGGGUCCUGGACACAAAUUAGCAUUUUAGUCCAGGGCAAAACUUAAUACAAUUAAUUCACCUUUGGCAUUUUCAUUUGUAGUCCAGGAUUUACUUUGAGUUCUGGAAAGCCCCUUCUAUGACUUCCAGAUGUUGUGGACAGAGGGAUUUAACCUGUUGAAAGACCUAUUGAUCUGUUUCCUAAAAUACUUUACUCAGACUUAUUUUUCUUUACUAAACUGUAAAACGUUUCUAAAGUGUUUUGGAAAGACACUCUUUCCUCUGCUUUUGUGUUCAUUCCAUAGAGAGUGUUAGAGGACUUCCCUGGGAGAUGAGCAUUCAACAUGUUUUUUAAGUCAAGUAGAGGGACUUCCAGUUGAACUUUGACCCCUCCUGGUGGCCUUGUUGGACAUAAGAUCAAAACUCCAGCCGUCACCAGGAGGGAUCAACCGAUGAAUUAUACUCAGCCAUUUGAUUGACUACUCUAACAUGAGGAUCACUUCAUUGGUGGUACCAUGUCUUUUCAUGCCUAUGGUCAAUUCUGAAAAACACUAGGCUAAUCAAAUAAAGACUGCUGUGAUAUAUACAGUAUUUUGUGGUAAUGAGGAAAGACACAAGACAAACCUCACUCAAGGGGAGGCCCUUCAUGGAAUUUCAAAAACAGAAACUCUUGAAGUUGUGGCAAACAGCUUUCAGUUGUGCAUAUUUUUUGCCUCAGUUUGUGCACACCAAUACAGCCCUGGAUUGGUCCAUGAUUCUGGGAGAUACAUUGAGAUGUUGUCAUAAUGGAAUCUUCAGGAUCAUCCACAUCAGAAACAUUAAAACUGUGCUAUCCCUGGA
Molecule: messenger RNA, 4173 nt
Organism: Esox lucius (northern pike)
Lineage: Eukaryota; Metazoa; Chordata; Actinopteri; Esociformes; Esocidae
Gene: tbc1d23
Product: TBC1 domain family, member 23
Exons: 19
Coding region: 16-2247 (743 amino acids)
Biological process (GO): embryonic brain development; retrograde transport, endosome to Golgi
Cellular component (GO): trans-Golgi network
Source: RefSeq, a predicted model, not a curated record